Naumovozyma castellii is the source of this 2064-nucleotide messenger RNA. RefSeq names its product coiled-coil domain-containing protein MAD1 (gene MAD1). The coding region runs from base 1 to 2064 and encodes 687 amino acids. The transcript has a single exon. NCBI's taxonomy places the organism in Eukaryota, Fungi, Ascomycota, Saccharomycetes, Saccharomycetales, Saccharomycetaceae. The record is from RefSeq and is a predicted model, not a curated record.
AUGAGCAAUAAUGCUAGCGGUGGAUCUUCACCGUUUCUAGAGACACCAUUAUCACCUUCCUCGGCCAAUAAUGUCGAGUCCAGAAUCCCAAGAUUUAAUGUAAAUGGUAAUGUCGCCAUUGGAGAAGAGAAGGAGCACCAGAUUCUCUCAUUGCAAUAUAAAUUGAAUACGAUACAAAAUGAGUUUGAGAUUGAAAGAUUACAAAUGCAAAGGCAAUUGAAUUCAGUAGAUAAGAAGUAUAGGACAACAAUUGAUGAACUAGAACAUGCUCUAAAUGACACGAAAUUUCUUCACGAAACUAAUUCUUCUUUAAAUGAGGAGUUAGACUCUUUAAGAAAAGAUUAUGAAGAGCUGAGAGCCUCCAGAGAAACUGAUUUUAAAGAUUUAAAAAGGCAAUUGGAGGAUAAGACUCAGGAAGUGGAUGAUUUGAAGUUGAAUUAUGAAAACGAGAUUUCAGUCAUCAAUAGUGAAUUGCAGAACGCUAGAAUUGCAAGCGAAAAUGAUAAAGCAAUGCUAAAACGUUAUGAAGAACAAGUAUCCAGUCAGUCGUUAGAGAUCCGUAACUUAAAUAGUGUUAUUUUGGAGAAGGACGCAGAGAUUUCCAACUUAAAAACUUCUGGAAUGAUGAAUUUCCAACAAAAUGAUACUACAGAGGAAUUGACCGCCAUAAAUAGAUUAUUCCAAGAUCAAGUGAAAUUUACUAAGCAAUUAGAAGAGGCAAAUAUAAAACAAGCAAACGAAUUGAAAAAAUUGAGGAACGUUAACGAAUCCUAUAACUUUUACAAGAUAGAGAAUGAUAAAUUACAAAAUAGAAUCAAUACUUUUGAAAAAUUGGAAAAAAAUUAUCAGGAUAGUCAAUUGAAAAUAGUAAACUUGGAAUCGAAACUGGCAGCUUGGGAUAUUGUAGAUACUGAUCAAGAAAGUCAUAUGGAUUUAGAUAUGAACAAUAUACAAAACCCUGUAGAUGUCAUCCGUAAUUGGAAGCUGUUAAAGAAGGAGAAUUUAAUGUUAAUUGAUGAAAAUUCCAAGGUGACCUUAUCGUCAAAUAACUUGAAAAUACUGAACGAUGAAUUAGCCAUGGAAAGAAACCAAUUAUUAGAUUUAAACAACAAUUAUGAACAAAAUCUGAUAAAUAUGAAAAAAUUAAAUCAUGAAUUGGAACAACAGAAAUUGUUGUCUUUUGAGGAAUGCAAAUUACUGAGGAAGCAGCUCGAUGAGUUCGAUAACUUUGUUAAUGAGGCUCAAGGUGAAAAGUCAAAAGAUGGUAAUAACGAAAACUAUAAAGAUCUUGUCGAUGAAUAUAAGAAUAAAACGGAAGAUUUAACUAAUGAACUGAAAAGAAUCAAUGAAGAACAACGACAACAAAAUCAACAACAGUCCCAAACAAAUAAAAAGAGGAAAACAAACGAUUCUAGUAGUCUAACGUAUUAUUCACAGAGAAUAAACGAGUUACAAUUAGAAAAUAGCUCCUUAGUGAGAGAUGUUGCAAAAAAGGAGACUGUUAUAACACACUUAGAGGCUAAAUUGAAACAACUGGCAGAAUUGAAAGAGAAAAAAAUAAGGAUCUUGCAACUACGUGAUGGUCCAUUAUUAAAAGAUCAAUUUAUAAAGAGGAAAGAAUUGGAGUUAUUGAAAGCCGAGAAUAAUGAUUUAUUAAGCCGAUCAGGAGCCGAUAUGAUUCCAAAAUCAGUUUACGAAACCUUGAAUUUCGAAUUAAAGAAACAAGAAGAUGAAAUCUUCAAAUCAACUAAGAAAUUCAUGAGACUAAAAGAAAUUUUCAAUAAGAAAUCCCUAGAGUUUAUUGAUGUUGUCAAUUCGCUAUUGGGAUUUAAGUUAGAAUUUCAGCAAGAUAAUAAAGUAAAAAUAUAUUCAUGUUUUAAACCAAGUAACUAUCUGAUGGUUGAUUUGGUAAAAAAUACCUUAGUUUCAAAUUUGAAUAGAGAGGAUGUUAUUGCUGAUUGGGACGAAUUAUUGAAGGUUUGGAUAGAAGAUCGUGGUCAGAUUCCUUGUUUCCUUGCAACUAUUACGCUACGUCUCUGGGAAAUAUCAGAUAUGAAUAAGUAA